Molecule: messenger RNA, 482 nt
Organism: Mytilus trossulus (common blue mussel)
Lineage: Eukaryota; Metazoa; Mollusca; Bivalvia; Mytilida; Mytilidae
Product: cystatin-A2-like
Exons: 3
Coding region: 70-411 (113 amino acids)
Cellular component (GO): cytosol
Molecular function (GO): cysteine-type endopeptidase inhibitor activity
Source: RefSeq, a predicted model, not a curated record
CAUGUUACCAAUGUUGUGUUUGUAUAUAAGUGAACAAAACCUCAUAUCUAACACAUAAAACUACUAAUCAUGGCAAAACUUGUGAUCCUCUUGUGCCUAUCUGUUUUUGCAGUUGCUGUUGAGGCUUUAAUAGCUGGUGGUUUAUCGGACGUGGAGCAGCCAAAUGAAGAAGUUACUAGGAUAGUAGCCGAUUUAAAAGGUGAAAUAGAAGACCAGAUUGGUGAAAAACUGAACAAUUUCAAAGUUGUUUCCUUUAAGAGACAAGUUGUAGCAGGAACAAACUAUUUCAUUAAGAUUGAGUAUGGUCUGAAGUAUGUUCACAUCCGAGUUUUCAAAUCACUUGGAGGAGGAGUUACACUGGCCAAGGUGGAAACUGGACAUAAAUUACUUGAUCUUAUUAAUUCUUUCUAAUGAUUUCUUAUCCUGAAUACAAAGAACUCACUAUAUAAAGUAAUAUUUAAUAAACAAAUCAAAAUCAAUUA